This is a messenger RNA of Ooceraea biroi (clonal raider ant), 4518 nucleotides long. RefSeq names its product gon-4 like protein muscle wasted (gene mute). The record is from RefSeq and is a predicted model, not a curated record. Gene Ontology annotation, cellular component: nucleus. Gene Ontology annotation, biological process: regulation of DNA-templated transcription. NCBI's taxonomy places the organism in Eukaryota, Metazoa, Arthropoda, Insecta, Hymenoptera, Formicidae. Gene Ontology annotation, molecular function: transcription coregulator activity.
AUGGAUAAUUUUACGGACAAAUGUGUGGAAAAUGGAGCAUUGGCAUCCUCCGUUUCGCUCAGCGAGUCGCCCAAGAAAUGCAAUCUGUCUUUCUCGAUUAAUUUUGACUUCAACGAUGUUAAUAACGAAAAUUCCACCGACUCCGAAAAUGCUGAUUUACAAAUAGAUAUAUCUGAAGUGGAUAAUUAUGAACCGUCCAGUAAACACAGGAGAGAAGCUGUUGACGAAGCAUCAGUGCUCAACGAGAUGGAAGAGGAGAUUGAGAGACAACUCGAUGCCAAAGCUGCGAAAACUAACUUAACUGCCACUAAUGUCAAAAACAUACUCAAGCAUGUGAUUCCUUAUGAAAACUUAAUGACAAUGAUUCAAACAUGGCUUCAAGAUGCACAAAAUGAUGUUAAUUUUGGCCUUAAAUUAACAAGGGCUAAAGCUAAAAAAUUGGGAGCUGCGCAAGUCAAUAUACCAUGGCCUAUUACUACGGCGCAGAAGGCUUCUUCAGAGGUGCAAGCUCUAAUUCAAGAAGAACUACCAGAAGAUUCGUCCGAUGAAGAAUAUAAUCCUGAACAUGAUAAACAUAGUGACGACGACAGAGAGGCAGAAAAUGCUGCAAAUGGUGACGUAGAAUCACUCACGACAAUUUUAACAAAUGACGAAGAUGUAGGUUCCUCAAAACAGCAGGCAUCAUCACAGAUACAAUAUGAUCCUGAAGGAAUUUUUAAGAUACCAGCCGUCCCACAUGUUUCGACAGAAGAAGAAAGUAUCGGUCAAAGAACACGUUCCAAGUUCUCCUUAAGUGAAACUUCGUUGGAGGAAAUAGAGCAAGCGUUUAUACCGCCUGACAUAACUGCUGACAUGACUGAGGAUUGGGACUUUGAACUCGAUGAAGAUUGGGAUAACUUUUUGAAAGAAUUUACACGACCUUUAAGGCAAGAGCCAGCUAUCGAGGAUGAUCCGGAAGCAGACCCAGAAUACAACAUAUUGGAGGAUGAAGAAACAGAUUUAUUGGACAAGGAAGAACUCAGAACGGAUAAAGCGGUCGAGGUGCCUCGCAAAGAACAAUUUGACUUAAUUGCAGAAUUGCUUGAAUUAACUCCCAUGUUCUUAACGCAAGAACAAGAAAUAUCAAGAAAGAAGAGACCUCCGGAUAAUACGACGCCUCCAACUGAAAAUAAUACUAUGAAUUGUUCUAUGGCAGAUCUGUUGCCGGUUGCAGAACCUGAGCUACCAAAAGUAAUAAAUCCUGAACAACGUCUUCUAUUAAAAAUACAACUUCAACAGCACGUCCAAUUAAUGGCACAGCAUUUUGUUAUGACCUACAUGCAUCCGGAACAUCACGAAUUGUCAAAAAUGUGUAAACAGAACUUAAAUAAUUUAAGAUACAUGAGCAAGGGGCCUAAUUCUGCAUUCAAUGCAGAUAAUUUGGAGGAAGCGUUUAAGUUGGCGUCAACUUGGGAAAGUAAAUUUUCUGACAGCAACUUUCACUUAAACUACCAAAACAUUGUGACGGAUGAAAUCGCUAAGGGAAAGAUGUGUCGCGUGAACAAAUGGGGGCACGUUGAAGCGUUCAUCCCCGAAUUGGAGGAAUUAUUCAUCGAGAGUAAGGCUCUCAUGUAUCCACAACUUUUGCCACAGAUGCCUUUCAAAAGCGGAGUACAGAAACACGUGAAAUCCGUAUACUCAAGAUCGGAAGAGAAUUUGAUUGCGUUGGGUAUAGAACAAUUCUUGCCGUUCGUCGCGUCUAGGACAAAUAAGUUUAAAACUAAAAAGAUACAGUUGUUUGAUGCGGGUCAGCUUAUUUGCAAGUACUUAUUACCAUGUAGAGAUGCAAAAGGAUUAUUAUAUCAUAUACAAAAACGUCGCGUUGCUAAAGAUAAUAAUCCGAUUAAGCAUUAUUUUGAGAAGGGUUACGCUCCUAGAACAAUACAUUACAUAACACUUGAGAGUAAGCUAAAAGCUCCAAAAGAGCAACCAAUCGAACUUUUGUCUCUAAGAUGGCAAAUGUAUCUCAAUAUGUAUAACCAAAGAAAGCAUAGAAACAAAUCGGCGAGUAUACAUUUAUUUCUACAAUAUUCACACAGUCUUAGAAAACAAGACAGUUAUAUGAAUGCAACAAGGAAGCCAUAUCCUAAUGUUCCUAAUAAUCAUCCUUUACGAAAUCCAAUUGUAAAUAUGUUACCAAAGAUAUUACCUGCGACGAUGAAACCCAAAGGCGCGACUACUGAUAAAAUUAGUAAUGCUGCUAAAGCAACUGUUAAAUUCAAUGAUGGUAAUAGUAGCGAAAGACUAGUAGAUGAUGAAGGUGAAAUGACCGAGGGACAUGUGGAAAAGAACAAAUCGCACAGCAAUGUUCUCAAUUCCCCGAAAGCAAGUGCCGCAGAUAUAAAGACACUACAGACGGAUAAAGUGCCAGAUAAAAAUAAUGUUAAAUUGAAUUCUGUGGUAGCUACAAGCUCGAUGGUACCUAAAACCUCGUCGCAAAAAUCAACAGGAUUACCGCAAAUACGUAGGACCACACCUCGAUUAGCAAAAACAAGGAGUGCUCAGAAUAUGAAAUUGAUGGCACAAGCUUUAGGUUCAAAAACUUCGUCUAGUUGUAAUAGCUUAAAGUCGAAAGAAAAGAACACAGAUAAGGCUACUGGCGAACAUAGUACUGCGUCAAAAGUCGAUAAUGAAGAAGAAAUAGCAGAAUUAAUGCUAGCCUGUACGACAAUAACAAAAGAUUCUGUGAGCAGGAAGAAGGCCAAGCAAACUAGAGAAUUAGAAAUUAUAAAAAGAUUAUUAAAAGCUGAAAAUCCACUCACGGAGGAAGAACGUAAAGCGAAAUUUGCGGCAUCGUACCUUCAAAAGCUGCACGUAACACUGGAAUCUAGUAAUCCGGAAAUAUUUAAAGCUGUGAUGAAGUUGUUCUUAGAUUAUAAUGAAAAACUAGAAGGUAUGAAUCAGGCAAUUGCCGACACAUCAUUUUCUGAGGAGUUUUUAAUGGACAAGGAGCCGCAAGACACUUCAGUCAAGAAAGACUUAUUAACAGUCGGAUUGUAUGAAGAUGUCCGUAAAAGACUGCAGAAUUAUCCAGAAAUGUGUACAGACUUGUUGUUAUUCUUAAAGCCUCAUCAAGCUGCAAUGAUUGGCAAGUCCGUAGAAUAUAUAAUGUUGCAGAAAAUGAACGAUUUCGUUCAUGUCGCGCAGAUAUAUUUUGCUAAACAACCAUCACGAAUAGCAAAGAUGAUGCAGGCAAUUACGCAACUUUCGUCUGAUCCGCGCACCACCUUGGAAAAUGUUUACGCGGUUAUGACUCCCGUUUUCAAGGGGCAUCCGCUCAUUAUGGAUUUAUUCCUGCAAAUUCUACCUACUGCAAAAUCUCCCGAAAGCUUAUUUGCGUCCCACAUGUUUGAAAACUUGACGUGCCCAUUAGGACCUUAUGACAAGAACGUAACGUAUACCGAAAACGCGCCGGAGCUGUACGAGAACAUAGAAUUACCCAUUAUAGCGUAUCAGGAAGAUCCAUAUGGCGGUGAUAAUUGUAAAUGCGAUUGUCAUAAUAUGGACGACCCGAAUCUUAAAAAUAAUUCCGAUCAUUGUGUUUCCUGUGGCACACGAUUUCUGAAUGGGAGAAUAUACCUUCAAACGCCUGAAGGGCUAAGGCCUGCAAAAAUCACGUUUCCCGGAGAAGAUCAAGAGAAAUUAGAGAACAUUGCACGUGUAUCGUUAAAAAUCGCUGAUAAAGUCGUUCCAACGCCAAUUUCACCGAAGAAACGACGAAAAUCAACAAAGAAUGACCCUAGUCCCGAAGAUAUUUGCCAGAAACAAUGCAAUACGAAGUACUCGCCAGUAAAGGAUAAUGAAGAUAAUGAAAAGUCAAAGUCUAAAGGAGGUGUCAAAUUUGCACUUAAGACAGAUAAAAGAAAAGUUUUAAAACGAAUAGCCACUGAAGACAACGUGGUAGUCGAAACUAAAAAAAUGCGUAUGUCUCAGUGCAAGAAUAAACGAGAGAAAAAGGCUGAAGAGAACGACGCUUUACUAGAAAACAAAGAAGUCGAUAUUAUAAAACAAGAAAAAAUGACUGAAGUUACAGAAACGGAAAGUAAUAAUAGUGUACAGUUGCUAGCGCAAGACGAUCCAUCAAGUACUGAAGUAAUUGUAGACGAUGUUCCAAGUACAAGCACGAACGUUGAUCAUAAUUCAAGUAUAGACACGGUUAGUGUAGUCGAGGAUAAUGUGCAAGCCAAAUCCAGUGUAACGAGUGACAAACCAUGGACACGUCAAGAAGAUAUGGUUCUACUACAACAUAUCAAAAAGGAGUACUCUGAGAAUUCAUUUCAACUAAUCAGUGAAAAGUUAGAAAAUCGUAAUGUUGGCCAGGUGAAAGAAAGAUGCCAAACGUUACUUUCUUUACUACAGAAAAUGAUGUAAAUAUAUGUACAUUUCUUAUUUAGAUUUGUUAUUCAAAAUUAUUAUAUCUGAUUACUGUAAUACACUAAUUGAUAUUAUAGUAAUAAAUAAAUUGAUAAUAUAGUAUAA